Trichobilharzia regenti is the source of this 2062-nucleotide messenger RNA. NCBI's taxonomy places the organism in Eukaryota, Metazoa, Platyhelminthes, Trematoda, Strigeidida, Schistosomatidae. The record is from the annotation of a GenBank genome assembly.
ACUAAAAGUGUGUUACUCCGGAUUUUUGUGUGGUUUUGUCCAUUUAGUGCUGUAGUAUGAUUUUUAUAGGCCACCUUUGGUUAUGAUUCGACGUAUCAUCGACUCAGUUUCCCUGCUUGUUGACUCGGAGUCUCAAAAUAACAUGGAAUUUUUUAAUGAUAGAGAUCUCAAUCCCGAUACCUUUGUGGAAAGUGAUUCUGAUGACAAUAACAAGAAUGUUCCUGGUGUUUUGUCCAAUACGACUUGCUCGUUCACUGAUGGUUUAGAAUCCUUUUUAUCUAACGAUUGUUUGAAAGAAUGUGCACCUAGUUCGAUUACUUUAUCAAAUUCUAACUCAUGUUAUAUUGCUAAUGAGGAUGACCUACAUCAUCAGUUCAGUUCCUCUAGUGAUGAAGAAACAGUAGUAACUUUACCAAAGCCUUCAACACGAGAUGAAUCUCAGUCUCCGGAUAUGGUUGAUCUAAGUUCGAUUCCUCUUCGUUCUCUUCCUGGGGGUCCAAGUUUACAACACCAGAGAAGCAGACUCAAAUUGAAUACUCGGAAAAAAGAAGCUCAUAAGUGCCAAAAUAACAUUAAGUCGUGUCUCACUGCGCCAGCUAGCAGAAAGAUGGAGAAAGACAGAAGUGAUUUCAAAACAGGUGGUUGUUUCACCCAAGCGGAUCCACUAGUAAUGGAGCUUGAGUGUCACAUUUUGCCGUUUUAUCGAAACUUGUCGGAAAUUGAAUUACGAUUGCCUGCCAAAUUCGGAGCGAAAAUGUAUCGUAGUUUACUGAAACAGCUUGCAGCUGAAUAUGAAUUACUAAUUUUAUCUAUUGGGAAAGACCGAUUGCACGAUGAAUGUCUGGUCGUCCGUAAACGAGGUGCAUUACAGCAAAGACAAGAGUUAGAAUUGGAGGAACAAAGAGAAAAACAACGUCUAAAGCAACUGAAGGAAAAAGAAGCGGCCAGGGAAGCAGUAGAACAGAUUGAUAAGGUCAAAAUUGAACUGGAAAAGUCACAGACUGAUACUGGACAUCAAGAAAUAUCUUGUCAAGCUAGUUUCGAUGAGCAGAAACCUGAGAUCGGUCGUAAACGUGCUAAACGUAUACGCAAAAUGAGAGAACAACAAAAACGAGCUGAACGUAAUAAAAAGAAAAUUGUUACAGUUGAUAGUUUUAUGCAAACUGUUCCAGACGAUUAUUGGCUUUGUCCUUGGUGUAAUGAUCAUAUUCCUCCAGAAAGUCAAUGUGGACAUGAAGCGAUUUGUCGUGCAGGUGUUCAGCAAAAAAAGAAAGAAAAUGAACUGAAGGCACGAUUAAAACAACAUCAAUUGUAUGUAGAGGCUAAAAAACGUCAACGUUUAGGAUUACCGCCGUUGAAAAAUCAUCAUCAACAACAACAACAACAACAUAAGUCAGAAAUAACUCAUUCACGUAGUCGAAGUCGUAAUCGUGAUAAAUCAAAUGCAAAUAGACAUGAGGUAAAGUCAACAGGAAACAUUACUAAUCCAACUAUAAAAGCAAAAACUGCUUCAGCUAAAUUGAAUGAAGUUCAUCCGAAUGAUAUGGAAGCAAUGAUAAAACUUAUGCAGCGUUUGUGUACAGAGUCCAAAUGUCAAUUACUCGCUGAUAGUGAUUGUGUAUCCUUGUCAGCCAGCAAAUGUUCACAGUGUAAACGUGCUUAUUGUUUUAUUCAUCGUCCAAUAGGAAAACAUAGUGCUUGUGCCUUGAAACAUGAAGUGUCCAUUUCAGAGAAUGCUACAUCUGUAGCCUGUGGUUGGGAUGCAGAGGAAAAGAAAGAAGCAUUAAAACUCGCGAUGCGUGAACGUAAAGCUAAACUUCGAGAAAUGCGUCAGCGAUGUUAAACUGAACACUAACACUUUGGCUGUGACCUAAUUAAUAAUAACUUUCAUAAUAAUAAUAUUUUUUACUUUUGAACAAUUUUUUUUUCUUAUUUAUAAUGCUAGCUUUUUAUACAUUUUAUUUUAAAAAAAUUGUUUAUUUUUACAACUGAUCAAAUUCAUUUUGAUGAAUUUAUAAUUCGAUUUUGUUUUUUCAAGAAAAAUAAAUAGCAUAACGGUUUU